CAUAAGCCUCUUCACUUCUCCUCAGAGAGAUCAGCUUUGCAUUUUUAUUUCGAAUCAAAAUUAUUUAUUACUGAAAACGGUGUCGUUUCGUGUAAGGAUGACGGUUUUGAAUAAGGAAAUUGAGAAAAAGAAGAAGAAUAUCAUCGAAAAAGAAGAAGAGUAUUCUCGAGAACCUUCGAUCGAUCGGGUAUUGGUGAUGAAAUCCAAGGGGAAUAUGAUUUGUUCGGAGGCGGGAGAAAUUACGGAGCAAGAGAGCGGAGAAUCGUCGGAGGAAAUAGAGUCGCCGAGGUCGGUGGGAGGGUUUAGUGGGAGGAGGAAUAAGCAGAAGGAGUUGGUACACAGUCAGAUUCUGAGAAUUAGAGAAGAGGAUUUGCAUUUGGGGGAGGAUUUAGGUGAGAGUAAUAAUAGUAACAUCAGUAUCAAUAAUAGUGGGUUUUCGUUGAACGUAGUGGUUUUCUCAAGGCCGAUCUUACCAUGUUCACCUCUCGGCGGAGGAAACCCUGAUAAAAAUGUCAGGGCUUUGCACUGAAGACAUCUUUUCAACAAAGG
Cannabis sativa is the source of this 549-nucleotide messenger RNA. RefSeq lists its product as uncharacterized. The transcript has a single exon. The coding region runs from base 98 to 529 and encodes 143 amino acids. NCBI's taxonomy places the organism in Eukaryota, Viridiplantae, Streptophyta, Magnoliopsida, Rosales, Cannabaceae. The record is from RefSeq and is a predicted model, not a curated record.